Molecule: messenger RNA, 432 nt
Organism: Chanos chanos (milkfish)
Lineage: Eukaryota; Metazoa; Chordata; Actinopteri; Gonorynchiformes; Chanidae
Product: C-type lectin domain family 4 member F-like
Exons: 4
Coding region: 1-432 (143 amino acids)
Source: RefSeq, a predicted model, not a curated record
AUGUACUGUGUCGCCACUUACGCUGCACCGCUGCUCAGUGCUGCCCUCAGCGUGAUGGUGAUCUUUCACAGUGUGUACUACAUCUCUACUGAAGAGAGGAGCUGGAAUGAGAGCAGACAGGACUGCACAAAGCAAGGAGCUGAUCUAGUGACCAUAAACAACAAAGAGGAGCAGGACUUUCUUUUAAGUGUGGUGAAAAGCACUGUUUGGAUUGGUCUGACUGACAGAGACACAGAGGGGGUGUGGAAAUGGGUGGAUGGUACAGCACUGAACACUGGGUACUGGGAUGAAGGGCAGCCCAAUACUGGUGGUGACAAUGACCAUGAGGACUGCACUGCUAGUUAUCAGAAAAACAACAGACUGAACAGUUGGCGAGAUGCGUCAUGUUCUACUUCCUUCAGUUGGGUCUGUGAGAAGAGAAUUGUCCACUGA